Molecule: messenger RNA, 2238 nt
Organism: Auanema sp. JU1783
Lineage: Eukaryota; Metazoa; Nematoda; Chromadorea; Rhabditida; Rhabditidae
Source: the annotation of a GenBank genome assembly
AUGAAAAGAAUUUUAUUUGUGGCUGAGAAGAAUGAUGUUGCCAAAGGAGUUGCAGCCAUUCUCUCACGAGGGCAAAUGAACCGGAGAGAGGGAAAAUCAAAAUUUAAUAAAAUUUAUGAAUUGCACACGAAUAUCUUGGGUCAACAAGCCAGACUCUCCAUAACUAGUGUUUCUGGACAUCUCAUGGAAUGGCAGUUUGGGCCAGAAAUGAAAGACUGGCAGAAUGUUCCUAUCGGGAAUCUAUUCGAAGCUCCUAUUCACCAUACUGUUAAUGAAAACAUGAAACCGAUUGCUCAGACUUUACAAGAAGAAGCACGGAAGUGUGACGUGCUCGUUAUUUGGACAGAUUGUGAUAGAGAAGGAGAAAACAUAGGAGCGGAAAUAGUGAAGACCUGCAUGCUAGGCAAUAGGAACUUGGAUGUUUUUCGAGCGAAAUUUUCCGAGAUUACCCCUCAAGCAAUAGAAAACGCCACAAGAACCCUAACCCGAUUAGAUAGAAAUAUAGUUGAAGCAGUCGAUUGUAGACAGGAGCUUGAUCUUAGGAUCGGAGCAGCGUUCACAAGGCUUCAAACUUUGCAUUUGAGGCAGAAGUUUGCUCAUAUUCUCGGAGAUAACAAGCAAGUUAUCAGUUAUGGUAGUUGUCAGUUUCCUACUCUGGGUUUUGUGGUGGAAAGGUAUAAAGCUAUCCAGCAGUUCAUAUCAGAAGCUUUCUGGAAAUUGAGUGUUGAGCACAACAGACAAGGAUUGAAAGCCGACUUUCAUUGGAAUAGAAAUCGCAUAUUUGAUCGGGACAUUGUUAAUGUCUUAUAUGAUGAUUGUAAAGAUGCUUCAUCUGCAAAGAUUCAAAAUAUUGACAGAAAACCGAAGUCGAAGUAUCGACCUUAUGCUCUCGAUACAGUAGAGUUGGAAAAGCUGGCUGUUCGAAAAUUGAAGAUCAGUGCGAAAACGGCCAUGACAAUCGCUGAAAAAUUGUAUAGUAAAGGGUGGAUCUCCUAUCCAAGAACAGAAACAAACAAGUUUCCCCCAGAUAUCAACCUGGGAAAUUUGGUUCAAUCACAGAUCCCCUCUAGCGACUGGGGAAGUUUUGCUAAUGAGGUUCUUGAGAAAGGCCCCAAUCCUCGUAAUGGAAACAAAAGUGACGAAGCUCACCCUCCCAUCCAUCCGCUGAAAUUUGCUACGAGGAGUCAAUUAGACGGCAACGAUUGGAGACUGUAUGAACUUGUGGUCCGACACUUCUUAGCUUGUGUAUCCUGGGACGCGAAAGGUUUUGAAACAAAAUGCGAAUUACAACUUGGAAGCGAAUACUUCACUGCAACCGGCUUGCAGGUUAACGACUUAGGAUACAUGAGAGUUUAUGUUUAUGACAAAUGGAGUGACAAAGCAAUUCCAACAUAUGUAGAAGGCGAAGAAUUGAGAGAUUACUUGUUGAAGAUAACAGACGGUCACACUGAACCUCCGCAAUUACUCAAUGAAGCUGACUUGAUUUCUCUUAUGGACAAGUUCGGUAUUGGUACUGAUGCUACCCACGCCGAACAUAUUGAGAAAAUCAAAGAAAGACAGUACGUUGGAGUUCGGGAAGAUGGAAGAUUCAUUCCCGGUUUCCUUGGAUUAGCCUUAGUGGAUGGCUAUGAUGAAAUGGGAUAUGCCAUGAGUAAACCACAGUUGAGAGCGGAUCUGGAACGACAGCUUCAAGAAAUUUGUGCGGGGAGAAGAACCAGAGAACAGGUCAUAACUGAGCAAAAAAGCAAAUACAAGAGAAUAUUCGAACAUGCGGAGGCGCAUGUUAGUUUACUUUCAAUUGCUUUGUCCAAAUAUCUGACUCAUAACCCUAAUGCUGCUAAUAAUAUAUCAGUUAAUACCUCACGUCCUACCAGAGGGUCAGAAAGGGGAGGACGUGGUGGUGGAAGAGGAGGUAGAGGUGGAGCACGAGCUCCUGAAGUUGCUCAAAUUCCCAAUCAUAAUAUUCCCGCUACUCGUCCUAGAGGACGUCCAAAAACAACAAGAGGAACAAAUGCAGUUUCAGCCAACACGGGAAGUGGAUUAACGCGAGGGCGAGCCGUACCUCCUGGAGAACAACCUUUAGCUCUAGCAGGAGCUGCUAAAGUAUGUUUAUGUGGAAUGGAAGCUGUACAGAAGACUGUUAAUAAGGAAGGAGCUAAUAAGGGUCGACAGUUUUGGUCUUGUCCUAAGCCGUUUGGUCAGGCGGACAAAUGUAACUUUUUCGAAUGGGCCAGCUAG